Molecule: messenger RNA, 1886 nt
Organism: Pieris rapae (cabbage white)
Lineage: Eukaryota; Metazoa; Arthropoda; Insecta; Lepidoptera; Pieridae
Product: phenoloxidase-activating factor 2
Exons: 7
Coding region: 326-1864 (512 amino acids)
Biological process (GO): proteolysis
Molecular function (GO): serine-type endopeptidase activity
Source: RefSeq, a predicted model, not a curated record
UAAGGUUCAUAACUACAAUAUGUGCUCUGUUACUAUACCCUAAGUUUUGAUGACAGACACUGAAAUAAUGUCGGUAUUAAAAAAAUACUUACCUCAUAUUAAAAUUGUAGCAGAUUAACAUUUAAUCCGCACUUGACGCAUUGAGUCAAUUUACCGCCCUAUGAUCACAGUUAUAUACCAUGAAGGCUGCAAUUGUUGGGGAAUACCACCAAUUGCUUACUAAGGACGUAUUUAAUGUCGGCCCAUCACUGCCUGAACAUAUGUCUAUAAUACAGAGCACGUUUUAGUGCGGGCCUUAUUACGAUAGUGGGUCGAAUGGUUCAUCAUGUGUCUCUGGUUAUUGACAGCGUGUUUAGGAUUAUUGCCUUCAAAUCCCUCACAAAAUGCACAAAUAGUUAUAGUGCAAGGGGUUCCAGCACCAAUCUUGCAGCCAACUGCAGCUCCAGCUACAGUACCGACUACAGUGACAGCAACAGCAGCUACCACAAUGGCGACGACGAAAAUGCCGGCGCCAUUGCCGACAAAUCCAACGAUGACUUCGGCACCACCAACACCAAUGACAACCAUGAUGACCACAGCGCAACCGACAACUGUGACCGUCGCUCCAACUACUGCUGCUCCAACUACUGCUGCUCCAACUACUGCUGCUCCAACCACCGCUGCUCCAACUACUGCUGCUCCCACAACAGCACCUACAACACGAGCUUCCACUCCUGGACAGCUGCUGAUUGAUCCCAGACUAGGCUCUACACCGGCGGCAGAGUUCCGACUACCACCCAUAGAAUACAGUCAAGCAAACCCUUCGUUUGACAGUGCUGUUAAAUUUCCCCGUGAGAAGAGAAGAAUAAAAGAGAAUCAAGUUGCGGAAUACGUGUACAGUAAUUUAAACAAUCACAGAAUUCGAAAGAGGCAAAGCAACUGCCGCUGUGUAGCUUCUGGCACCUGUAUCAGAUCGUCGGGUAAUGGCAUGAUCGAUAUCAGAAUAGUUACACCUACCAUGAUGCCCUGUCCUGCAGGCCAAGAAUAUUGUUGUGGUGCUACCACAACCGCAACGAUUGCAUGUGGGACACUGCAGACGCCACCAUUGCCUGUAGUUACGCCAGGUGCUGGGCAAGCUAGUUUCGGAGAAUAUCCUUGGCAGGCAUUAAUUUUAACGAAACAGAAUGAUUACAUUGCCGGUGGUGUCUUAAUAGAUCAACUUAAUGUUAUAACGGUUAUACAUAGGCUUUCCACUUACAUAGUCUCGGGAAACGCUCCUAAUGUCAAGGUGCGUUUAGGUGAAUGGGAUGCUGCUGGUACCUACGAACCUGUCCCUUUCCAGGAAUAUACAGUAACGAAGGUGUUUACUCACCCCUCCUUCAACCCCAAUACGCUGCAAUACGAUAUUGCAGUUUUACGUUUGUCAGCAACUGUACCUCUGACACCCAUGACGGGUUCAACGAUGACUAUUAAUAGAGCAUGUCUUCCGCCAACAUCGGCUACUACUUAUACAGGCCAAAGAUGUUGGGUAGCAGGAUGGGGAAAAGAUAUGUUUGGAAUGCAAGGGCAAUUCCAGCAGAUCCUGAAAGAAGUAGAUGUACCGAUAGUUGCUCCUGCCACUUGUCAGACGCAGUUACAGAGUGCGCGUCUCGGGCCGACGUACGUUCUAGACACUACCUCUUUUGUAUGUGCUGGAGGCGAAGCUAAUAAGGAUUCUUGUACUGGUGAUGGAGGAUCAGGUCUGGUAUGUCAAGUGCAAGGACAGUGGGUCGUGGUGGGUCUGGUUGCCUGGGGACUUGGCUGCGCCAACGCAAACGUUCCCGCUGCCUAUGUGAAUGUAGCAGCUUUAUUGCCUUGGAUACAGCAACAAGUCGCUACGGCAUGAUAUUUUUUUUAUGUUUAAGUCA